Ctenocephalides felis (cat flea) is the source of this 1124-nucleotide messenger RNA. Its product is annotated as ribonuclease H2 subunit A. Gene Ontology annotation, molecular function: RNA binding; RNA-DNA hybrid ribonuclease activity. The record is from RefSeq and is a predicted model, not a curated record. The coding region runs from base 43 to 1044 and encodes 333 amino acids. Lineage: Eukaryota; Metazoa; Arthropoda; Insecta; Siphonaptera; Pulicidae. Gene Ontology annotation, cellular component: ribonuclease H2 complex. The transcript has 4 exons. Gene Ontology annotation, biological process: DNA replication, removal of RNA primer; mismatch repair.
AAGGUUAUGUGCAAUUCGUGUAGUUGAAACAAAUAGUUCAAAAUGGAAGAAAAUCAAGAAAAUGAUGCUCCAACAGUGAUCAGGUCUAUGUAUAGUCUUGGACCUCAUAUAUGUGAUAAGGAUAAUAAUAAAAAUUAUUGUUAUUUCUCUGAAAUUCCUGAAAUUUGUAAAAAUGAACCGUGCAUGCUUGGCGUCGACGAAGCUGGAAGAGGACCAGUCUUAGGUCCUAUGGUCUAUGGCAUAGCCUUCUGUCCCCUAUCAAAAUCCGACGUCCUCAAAACCCUAGGAUGUGCCGACUCGAAACAACUGACAGAAGAAAAACGUGAUGCAAUAUUCGACAAAAUCAACAUCGAAGACUACGCCCACGAAUCCAUGGGCUGGGCCGUAGAUGUCAUUUCCCCAAACUACAUCAGCAAUUCGAUGCUCAAACGUAGCAAACAUUCUUUAAAUGAAGUCAGUAUGGAUUCGGCAAUUGCAUUGAUACAGAAGGCGAUUGAUGCUGGGGUUAAUGUGCAGGAUGUUUAUGUUGAUACGGUGGGGCCCCCCGAGAAGUAUCAGGCCAAGUUGAAGAAGAUUUUUCCUAAGUUGGAGAUUGUGGUUGCUAAGAAGGCUGAUUCUACUUAUCCUAUUGUUUCGGCUGCUAGUAUUUGUGCUAAAGUUAGCAGGGAUCAGGCUUUAAAGUUUUGGAAAUUCGGCGAAGGAUUGGAACUGACACAAAAGGAUUUUGGAAGUGGUUACCCGGGAGAUCCUUCAACAAAGUCCUUUAUCCACGAUCGAAUCGACAAAGUCUUCGGUUACCCCCAUCUGGUAAGGUUCAGUUGGUCGACUGCAGACAAUGCCCUGGCCUCGACAGCCUACGAGUGUGAAUGGGAGUCUGCAGAGUCCGAUGAUGAAAAUGAAGACCCCAAGAAGAAGGCCAAGAGACAGUCUUUAAAGAAUGUCCCCAAGAUAUCGAGUUUCUUCGGUGGCAACGAUGGCAGUAACAAGAGGAAGAGGCACAAGUUCUUUACGCAGAGGUGCUUGGUGAAUGUCGCAGAGUUGUAGGGGAUAGUUUUUUAAGUUUUUAAUUGUAAUUGUUUUUUAAGUUUUAUAUUUAAUUGUAAAUGAAUACAUGUUUUAUUAUG